GAGAGAGGAUGUGGAGAAGUCAUCUAAUUCAUGUUAAACUAAAAGAUUAGAGAUUAAAAUAAGAAAAUAAUGGUAGUCUAACUUUUACCAAACAUGAUAAAGCUAUUCAUUCUAACAUCGCCCCUCGCCCCGCCGCCGGAGAAAGAGACAGGUGGGAGACGUCACCCACUGCCUCAGCGCAUCCAUGUCCUUAAAAAGUCCAAUGCCACUGGAUAAUGCUGAGAGAGAGAGAGAGAGAGAGAGAGAGAGAGAGAGAGAGAGAGAGAGAUGGAAAAUCACAGCGAGCAGCAAUUCGAUGUUAUUGUCGUCGGCGCCGGUAUCAUGGGCAGCUGCGCGGCCUACCAGCUCGCCAAACGUGGCCAGAAGACCCUCCUUAUCGAGCAAUUCGACUUCUUGCACCACCGCGGCUCCUCCCACGGGGAAUCCCGCACCUUGCGAGCCGCCUACUCAAAAGACUACUAUCCAAGCAUGGUUCUUGAAUCCAUCCGUCUAUGGGAAGAAGCUGAAUCAGAGAUCAGAUACAAGGUCUACACCAAGACCCCACAUUUAAACAUGGCCUCCUCGGACAAUCCUUCCCUCCAGUCAGUCAUCGCGAGCUGCCGAUCGAAUUCGAUACCCCACCAAAUCCUCAAUCGCCAACAAGUCGCUGAUCAGUUCAAAGGUAUGUUCAACCUGCCUGAUGAUUGGAUUGGAUUAGUGACUGAGAUUGGAGGCGUGAUCAGACCCACCAAGGCCAUGUCCAUGUUCCAGACACUAGCCAUUAGAUGUGGGGCUGUCCUGAGGGAUAACAUGGAGGUGAAAGAGAUUAAGAGAGAUGAGGAAAAGGGUGGAAUAUGGGUAUCUGCAGGUGGGACCCACCGGUUCUGGGCUAGGAAGUGUGUGGUGACCGUUGGUGCUUGGAUGGGGAAGUUAGUUAAAAUGGUUACUGGGAUGGAACUGCCCAUCCAACCGUUGCAUAUAACAAUAUGUUACUGGAGAAUCAAGGAGGAGUCCACCGAGCCUGACUUCUCGCCGGAAAGUAAUUUUCCGACGUUCUCAAGCUACGGAGAGCCGCACAUAUAUGGGACGCCGUCGGUGGAGUUCCCGGGAUUGAUCAAGAUCACCGUUGAUGGUGGUUAUCCGUGUGAUCCAGACCGUAGGACGUGGGCCGCAGCGACUGGAUCAGAUGGGAAUGCGGUGGCAGCGUGGAUUGAUCAGGUGUUCGGUGGCCGUGUGGAAUCGGCUGGUGGGCCUGUGGUGACUCAGCCGUGCAUGUACUCGAUGACUCCAGACCAUGAUUACAUUAUCGACUUCUUGGGGGGUGAGUUUGGGAAGGAUGUGGUGGUGGCUGGAGGAUUUUCAGGCCAUGGGUUUAAGAUGGGCCCAGUGGUGGGGAGGAUCUUGGCUGAUCUUGUGAUCAACGGUGAGGCAGACGGUGUGGAUUUGAGUCACUUCAUGUUGGGAAGGUUUGAGGCCCACCUUAAGGGGGAUGUGAAAGAGAACUGAGGACCAAUGUCUCAUGAACAUCCAUAGGGUCUGAUUUUGUCUUUUCUUCUUUUUUUCUUUUUUCUUUUUUUUUAAAUAUGGCACGUGUGGGAAGCCUGCAUGGCUCAGUACCUGUGGAGGAACUGAUCAUGGUUUGCACGUGUGAGGAUACGAUCUUUGUCAUGUUAGGAUAUCAAAUAAA
Magnolia sinica is the source of this 1666-nucleotide messenger RNA. RefSeq names its product probable sarcosine oxidase. Lineage: Eukaryota; Viridiplantae; Streptophyta; Magnoliopsida; Magnoliales; Magnoliaceae. Gene Ontology annotation, molecular function: sarcosine oxidase activity; flavin adenine dinucleotide binding. The record is from RefSeq and is a predicted model, not a curated record. The transcript has a single exon. The coding region runs from base 268 to 1485 and encodes 405 amino acids.